GUGACGGUGACGUCCACUGCGCUCCCGCUAACUGACACACACGCACCUUCCUUCUCGACAAUUCUAUCCGCGUCUUCAUAUUCUCUCUCUCUCAUCCUUUCUCUUCGCGCUCCGUAGGAUAUCCAUACAUAGAUGUCUCUGUUAGGCAACUGGCUGUGGGGCACGUCCCAGUUGGACGAAGCUAUCGACAAAGCAACCUCCGAGUUACUCCCGGCUGGUUCAUCCGAUAUCGCGCUGGAACUCGAGAUUUGCGACCAGAUUCGGUCGAAAUCAGUGCCCGCCAAGGACGCAGUGAGGGCACUGAAGCGGAGACUGGGGCACAAGAAUCCGAAUGUGCAGAAUCUGGCAUUGGAGCUCACAGACGUCUGUGUUAAGAAUGCUGGAGAUGCCUUCCUGACAGAAAUCGCUUCGCGUGAAUUCAUGGACAAUUUGGUGUCAAUACUCAAGAUGCCAGCGUUGAAUUCCGAAGUGAAGGCGAAUAUCUUGAGGGUUGUGCAGAACUGGAGCACUGCGUUUGAGAGCAAGGGGAAGGGAGAGCUGAAGUAUGUCGGGGCGGUAUAUAAGACGUUGGUUCACGAAGGGUUCAAAUUCCCACCUCUCGACCUAACCGAAUCCAACUCUGCCAUGCUGGAUACGCAGACAGCGCCGGAAUGGAUUGACUCGGAGGUCUGUUUGCGCUGUCGUACCGCAUUCACGUUCACCAAUCGGAAACAUCAUUGUCGCAAUUGUGGAGGGGUUUUCGAUCAGGCUUGUUCCAGCCGAACAGCAGCUUUGCCCAGGUUCGGUAUCACGCAGGAGGUCAGGGUAUGCGACAGUUGCUGGCCCACUUUAAAGGGAGCAAACGACGUCAAAGACCAGCGAGAAACUCGGCACCGGUCAAGAGGACACCGUCAUUCGCAGAGCUUGCACUCAGCGCGUAGUCGGGCGCAGGAUGAUGCGGAUCUGCAACGAGCAAUAUCCCUUUCUUUGCAGGAAGUCGGGCAAGAUCGUCACGGGUACACACCCUACCAGCCUGCGGGGCAAAACUACCAAUACUUCUCCGAACCGCCGAUUGUGGAUCGCGCAUCUCGACUCACAGAGGACGAAGAGGAUCCCGAUCUGAAAGCAGCCAUCGAAGCUAGUCUGCGGGAGUCGAAUGCCCCAAGGGCGAGCGCGCCUGUUGUAAUUACCGAGACACCGAGGACAGAGUAUCCUUCUUAUGCUAAAGGAUUUUCGCAAUCGUACCCGCCGACUCCUCAGCCACAACCUCCGCAAAACCAGCGGCCCUACGAGUUGGAACCGCUGGAAAGUGACGCGAUCAUGACGUUUAGCCAGACAGUCGAGCAAGUCCAAGGCCGAGAUAUGACGCGGUAUCCGGCAGUGAGCGAGUUGUAUGAUCGGGCAAACAGCUUGCGCCCCAAGCUGGUGAGGAGCAUGGACGAUGCGGGCAAGAAAGAGCAGGUCCUCUCGGAGAUGCAUGAUAAACUGUCGCAGGCGGUCAAACUGUACGACAAACUUCUGACGGAGCAGGUGGUCUACCAGCCGAGAUGGCAAACGUAUCAACCACCGGCGCAGACAAGCCCGGGAUAUGGGACCCAAUGGCACCCAGCGCAGUCGCCUGCUCCUCAGCAGCCCCAGCAAUAUGCUCCCCCGCAACAGUACUACACUUCACCAAGUUGGCAAGCCCAGGCGUAUUCGCCAGCACCAGCAGCGUCAUCUUCCGCUCAGUAUGCGUCGGUACCUUCCACCCCUGUUUCUGUGCAGUAUCAGCCGCAACCACAGUCGCCCCCUCCGGCCUCAUAUCAGCCCCAAUACCAGUCACCAGCUCCGCCUUCCGUGCAAUACCAGCCUGCGCCGGUUGCCCAGUCUCCUGCUCCGCCUGUUUCUGCUCAGUACCAGCCGUCGGCCCCUCCCGGAGCUCAGUAUGCGCCGCCACCUGCACAGUCACCUCCUGUCGCACAGCCGCAGUAUCAGACACCUAACGACUACUCGACACGACUUCAGCCUCAGCAGCAUCAACAGCCGAUGCCCCAGCAGCAAACGAUGCCCGUCUUUCCCAUCGUACCGACAUCUGCUCCACAGGCAUUUCCAAUGUACGGUGCUGCCAGCAUGGUGCCGACGAGUCCGCCAGUCCAUCAGGAGAGAGAGGUUGCUCUGAUUGAUCUGUAGUCUUGUAUGUUGUACCUACUUAUCGUAUGCUAUGCUCUGUAUGAAUGGGUCGUUGUGGGCAAUCAAAACGACCGAUCACAUCGACGCAUAGACCACCAGCCUGUUGAUUGAGUAAGGUUUCGAGAAAGAUGAUACCGGAAUCCGUG
Molecule: messenger RNA, 2294 nt
Organism: Mycena citricolor
Lineage: Eukaryota; Fungi; Basidiomycota; Agaricomycetes; Agaricales; Mycenaceae
Source: the annotation of a GenBank genome assembly